AUGUGGAUAGAGAUUGUGGGCUCAAACAAACCGACCAUCGAGUGCAGCUUGUUCUGUAAAGGAGAGAGGGUCUACUGCCCAGGGAUGCUGGACACCAGAGCAGACGUGACCAUCAUCGCCCUCUCCAAGUGGCCAGGGAAUUGGGAAGUGGAGCCAGUGGCAGGUAUGAUCUCCGAGAUUGGUGGAGCUGCAGUAUCCAUGAGAAGCAAACAAAAUGUUGUCAUCGAAAGACCCGAGGGCAAGAUAGCGACCACCCGACCAUUCAUGACAUUAAAGACUGUUUCUUUAACAUCCCGCUCCAUCCUCAAGACGCACCACGGUUCGCCUUCUCCAUCCCCUCUCUUAACGAACAAGCCCCACUCAGAAGAUACCAUUGGCUCGUCCUCCCACUGA
This is a messenger RNA of Corvus hawaiiensis (hawaiian crow), 393 nucleotides long. Its product is annotated as endogenous retrovirus group K member 6 Pro protein-like. The transcript is spliced from 2 exons. Gene Ontology annotation, molecular function: aspartic-type endopeptidase activity. The record is from RefSeq and is a predicted model, not a curated record. The coding region runs from base 1 to 393 and encodes 130 amino acids. Gene Ontology annotation, biological process: proteolysis. NCBI's taxonomy places the organism in Eukaryota, Metazoa, Chordata, Aves, Passeriformes, Corvidae.